GUAGGUCAUAUUUUGUUUAUUUGGCGUGUGUUUGGAGAUUAAAUUUAACCUUCUGUCAAACCAGCUGUGUUUUUUUUUCAAAGGGAUGAAUGUGGCGUUGUUCGCAUUUUGAACUACUUUAAGUGCAGGUGCACUAAGUCGGACCCUAUGUUACACAUUCUAUGAGUAAUGGAUGAUGACACACCAGAUGAAGUCCUCACAGAGCUAAAGACCAGGCAGCUUGGAGGUUGGGGUGUUGCUCAGAUAGCAGCUGGAACUGGGCUCAUUGUCUAUGCAGUGUGGGCGGGAAUCCUUCAGCCAGGCUUCCGUAGAGUCCCCCUAAGGCUACAGGUGCCAUACAUUCCUGCAAGUAAGGCCCAAGUUCAUAAUGUAAUGAAAUUACUUCAAGGUCGAAAGGGAAGCCUUGUGGAUUUGGGUUCUGGUGAUGGCCGAAUUGUCUUGGAAGCCUAUCGGCAGGGCUUCUCUCCUUCCAUUGGUUAUGAGCUAAACCCCUGGCUGAUUCAACUGGCCUGUUUUAAUGCCUGGAGAGCAGGACAUCAUGGGAAAGUGACAUACCGGCGUGAAGAUCUCUGGAAGGUUGACUUGACUGAUUGCAAGAAUGUCACAGUGUUUUUGGCUCCCAGUGUGUUGUCAUUGCUGCAGGAAAAAUUACAAGCUGAGCUUCCUGAUGAUGCCUUAGUGGUAGCUGGUCGUUUUCCUUUCCCUGACUGGGCGCCCUGCAGCACUGAGGGGCAUGGUGUGCACAAAGCCUGGGCAUAUAGCGUCCAAGCACAAAGACAGCACAGCUGCAAGAAGACGAGAACCUGUACUAGUGCAACUGUUGACUUUGACAAUAAAGUAUCCAAGGAAAAAGGAUCCACUUCAGAGCUUAAGCAUCUACACUGAUGUUUGCAGUAAUCCACCAACUUUGAUAAUAAUAUUGUUGAAUAAUAUCAGUGAUAUUAUCAAUCAAUAAUAUGGAUUGAUAAUAUCAUUAGGAUGGCAAUAUUUGUGUCUUUCUUGCCAUUUUGUAAUGCUUGGGGAAAGUAUCCAUCUGAUAUGCUGUAAAAUAUCUGGACUCAACACAGACUGCACUGUUCAAGCUGUUCUCCUGUAAAUGUGUCUUUAAUGACAAGGCCUUCAAAUAAGAAUUUUGACUGUGCAGCCAUUAAUGCAUCCCAUUUGUUUAAAAGAUUCUUCUAUAAUACUGGUGAUUUGAAUACUUGUGAUUAAACUGUGAUGUGAACUGAACUGAACCGCUUUAAUUAAGGUGUUUAAACCAUAAUAUGCACAGGCAUUGUCUCCAUUGACCUGCCAUAAAACCCAUGUAAUUUGGCAACUCUAAUUGCCUGCAAUUUUUUCAUGUCACACCUUUUUUUAAGUCUGGUAAUUAUACAGUAGUAUUACAUAUGAUUUUUUUUUUUGUCUGGAACUGAUAAUUCUGCUUUCAAGCUGAUAAUGAGAGAGAUGGUCCUGGGAUCAGGGAAAAGUUGAGCAAAUAUUGUUAGUGAUUCAAAUGUUCCUCCAAAUUUUUCUUUUUAUCACAUUGUUAUUAUUGUUAUUAUUUUACUGUGAGAGCAUAAUUCUCCAUUCAUCUUAUUCUUUAUUACAGUUUUCAUCCACACCUAAUAACAUCGCAAAGAUCCAAUAGGGAUAAAUGUCAGAACUUUGACUACCCUCUGUUUUUAGCUGAAGUUGUAAUUAUUACCUCAGGAAAGAAUGCACUCUUGAGUGUAGCAUUUAGUUAAAAAAUGUGUGUGGCUAACAAUAUUGAACUAAUAGGAUUAAUAAAUAGAAUGGUUUUGACUGUGUUGAAUGUUUGAUCUCCAAAGUAAAGGUCAAACAAUGUCACCGUCCAUUGGAUUCUGUGACGUGACAUAUGUUACCCUGUAAAGUGAUAAAGCAGGACACAUGGCGCAAACUAUUCCUUUUUAAAAUUGAAGCAACUUUAACUUGUGACCCCUGUACAAACUGAAAUUGAUGUUUGUCACCAUCCUUGUUAUUUUACCCCAUAACACCAUAACAUUUAGUCAUAGAUAGUCCACAAACAGUACCAAACUAUAUUUCUUAAUGACUGAUGAUAAUGUCGACAUUCAGCAAAGGGUGGACCUGUGUCAGGGGGCGACCCCUCUCUGGCAGCAGGUUUACAAAAUAUUUUGCAUCGUUU
Molecule: messenger RNA, 2146 nt
Organism: Thalassophryne amazonica
Lineage: Eukaryota; Metazoa; Chordata; Actinopteri; Batrachoidiformes; Batrachoididae
Gene: antkmt
Product: adenine nucleotide translocase lysine methyltransferase
Exons: 6
Coding region: 169-885 (238 amino acids)
Biological process (GO): regulation of mitochondrial ATP synthesis coupled proton transport; peptidyl-lysine trimethylation; positive regulation of proton-transporting ATP synthase activity, rotational mechanism
Cellular component (GO): mitochondrion
Molecular function (GO): protein-lysine N-methyltransferase activity
Source: RefSeq, a predicted model, not a curated record